Messenger RNA from Puntigrus tetrazona (Sumatra barb), 1866 nucleotides. Its product is annotated as zinc finger matrin-type protein 4-like. The record is from RefSeq and is a predicted model, not a curated record. Gene Ontology annotation, cellular component: nucleus. The coding region runs from base 142 to 849 and encodes 235 amino acids. NCBI's taxonomy places the organism in Eukaryota, Metazoa, Chordata, Actinopteri, Cypriniformes, Cyprinidae. Gene Ontology annotation, molecular function: zinc ion binding; nucleic acid binding. The transcript has 7 exons.
UGGAGCUCGGCGAGGAGCUGAAGCAGACCCGCAGCACGCUCAGCAUCACUUACACACGCCCUCUCUACGGACUGUACGGUCAACAAUCAUCCGCCUGUUUGUCCCGAUCACCUGCACCAGGGAUACAGUUUGAAAUUAAAAAUGAAAUCUACAGAAGUGGAUCCGGGGUUAUUCACUGACAGCUACUGCAAAGUGUGCAGCGCUCAGCUUAUCUCUGAGUCACAGAGAGUCGCCCACUAUGAAAGUCGAAAGCAUGCAAACAAAGUGCGUCUGUAUUACAUGUUACACCCGAUGGAUGGUGGAUGCCCUGCAAAGAAGCUCCGAACAGACAAUGGCAGUGCGGAGGGAGACGUGGACAAGAACAAGUGCUGCACGCUGUGCAAUAUGUCGUUCACUUCGGCGGUGGUGGCCCAGUCGCACUACCAGGGCAAGAUCCACGCCAAGAGACUGAGACUACUGCUGGGGGAGCCACCUGCCAUCACAUCUAAAGUCUGCUAUGCCCUCUUUACAGAGGCGACAGCCAAUUCGGAGCAUAUGGUGACUGAAGACUCGCCGGGAAGUCUUUCCAUACAUGGCAGACUCUCACACCGUUACUGCCAAAUGUGUAAGGCCUGGUUCAACAACCCCGGCAUGGCCAGACAGCACUACGAUGGCAAGAAGCACAAAAAAAACGCAGCCCAAGCUAACCUCCUCGCGCAGCUGGGUGAACGUCUGGAGGACGGAGAUGAUCUAAACGGCCUGAAGCGGAGUCACACAUGCGAGGUCUGCAGUGUUACGCUCAACUCCGUGGCACAAUACCACGCACAUCUGCAUGGCUCCAAACACCAGAACAACUUGAAGAACAAAUGAAGUUUGACGGAGCUCCUCUAUUUCAUCACUGCUCUUGAAACGUUUCGAGGAUCUGUCCGUGGAAGUCAAGGCCAUUUUAAGACGCCACAUGACAGUGAUAUCAGUUCAUAUUCUCUUGAUCUACUGUGUUUAUGACAGCGAUAUGGGGACACUACAAGAGCAGACAGAGACCCGAACAGCGAUAAUGGAUAACGGACAAGUGCGUUUGGCUAAAUUUGUACAUAAAAGGUGGAAAAAAACAUGCACAUCCCGAACAAUUUAAUGUACAUAUUUAAGGCAUGUCAAACGGACACACUUAUAGCUUUAUUUUAAUGUGGUGUAAUUGUAAUGGUAAUUCAUAUUUAAAUGCAUUUUUAAUUUAUGCGUGUAAGAAAUGAACAUUUUGUAUUAAAAUGAAAAAGUCAUUGGUAUGCUGUAGCUCUCUGUAGUCCACUAAAGAGGUUUUGGAGUUUUAUUUUGGGAGUCUGGGAUGAUUGCUCUCGGAUGACGUUAACUUGUCAACGUUUUGAAGUUGAAUUUAAUCAGCACACUAGUAAAAAUAAUGAACUGAAGGACGAUAAUUGUUUUUAAUCCACCUUUCUUUUAAAAAACGCCAUUGCUUCAGCAAGACUUUCCAGUGACUUGUCAGUCGAAAUAUUCAGCAAAUGCAUUAGCUGCCGUAUAAAUAGAUAGAAAAUGAACUAUUUACUAUCUCUCGCAGUGACUGUAGUAGAAAGAACCCCGAGAGAUUACUAUAAGGAAGCAUUACUGAGAUGAAAAAGUUAAUAGUCCGCUAUCAUGCUGUACUUUGCUGAGAUGGGGUCAUUUUAGUGCUUUUCACCGAGGACUGAAUGCUGCUGAUUUCCGUUUGUGCGCUGUUCCAUUAAAAAAAAACAGCCAAAAUAAUCGAAUUAUCCCCAAAACGAUAAUGGCUUCUAAAAAUGAAGCUAGGUUGCUAGCAUUGUUUAUUAUUAAAAUACUGUUUUGUGUCUUAGAAAUGACAUCCUAGAGAAUAAAACAAUUCUAACGCAAAUGCAA